CCAAUCGGCAAGAGAUUUCUUGUUUCCUGGCAGAGCGGGGUCCCGGCACCGCGGCGCUCGGUUUUGUUUGGGUCCUGGGUGGAGGGCCCGGGUGCCGGGACCCGAGGUGCGGCCUCGCUAGCGGGAGAGGGAGCGGGAGUCAGCGGCCCGGAGAGAGCUCUCAGGGCCAGAGUGGGGCAGGAGGAUGCUUCCCCGGCCCCGCCAUGGAGCUGCGCUGUGGGGGCCUGCUCUUCAGCUCCCGCUUUGACUCAGGGAACCUAGCCCAUGUGGAGAAGGUGGACCCUGUGGCUAGUGAUGGGGAAGGGCUAGCAGGUGGGGUGGCAGCGGCCUCCAUCGGUGGCAUGGCUGCUCUCCCCGACUACGAGUUCAAUGUGUGGACCCGGCCAGACUGUGCUGAGACGGAAUUUGAGAACGGGAACAGGUCAUGGUUCUACUUCAGUGUCCGGGGAGGAGCCCCUGGGAAGCUCAUCAAGAUCAAUAUCAUGAACAUGAACAAGCAAAGCAAGCUCUACUCCCAGGGCAUGGCCCCCUUCGUGCGUACACUGCCCACCCGGCCACGCUGGGAGCGCAUCCGGGACCGGCCUACCUUUGAGAUGACAGAGACGCAGUUUGUGUUGUCCUUUGUGCACCGUUUCGUGGAGGGCCGCGGGGCCACCACCUUCUUCGCCUUCUGCUACCCCUUCUCCUACAGUGACUGCCAGGACUUGCUGAACCAGCUAGACCAACGCUUUCCGGAGAACCACCUCACCCAUAGCAGUCCCUUGGAUACCAUCUAUUACCACCGGGAGCUCCUUUGCUAUUCCCUGGAUGGACUUCGUGUGGAUCUGCUCACAAUCACGUCCUGCCAUGGGCUUCGAGAAGAUCGAGAGCCGCGUCUGGAGCAGCUGUUUCCUGACACCAGCACCCCCCGGCCAUUCCGUUUCACAGGCAAAAAGAUCUUCUUCUUAAGCAGUAGGGUCCAUCCUGGGGAGACUCCAUCUAGCUUUGUCUUCAAUGGCUUUUUGGACUUCAUCCUUCGACCUGAUGAUCCCCGAGCCCAAACCCUGCGUCGCCUCUUUGUUUUUAAGCUGAUUCCUAUGUUGAACCCUGAUGGUGUGGUCAGAGGCCACUACCGCACGGAUUCACGUGGAGUGAACCUGAACCGCCAGUACCUGAAGCCUGAUGCCAUCCUGCAUCCGGCCAUCUAUGGGGCUAAAGCCGUGCUGCUCUACCACCACGUGCACUCCCGUCUGAACGCCCAGACUCCAGCUGAGCCCCCGCCCAGCCCCGAGCCCCCUCCUGAGGCUCCUCUUUCCGACCUUGAGAAAGCCCAUAGUUUGCAGACGGAAGCUCACCUGGGGCCAUCGUCGGACAGGGACAAUCCCGAAAUGUGGACACAGGCGGAGCCAACAGAACAGAAGCCUGACAGUGGGUGGGCUGUGCCCCAGCAGUCUGCUGAGCUCAAGGAGCCAGCCCCAAACACUAUCCCCCCAAAAGAGAGUGGUGUUGCUUACUACGUGGAUCUGCACGGACACGCUUCCAAAAGGGGCUGCUUCAUGUACGGAAACAGCUUUAGUGACGAGAACACCCAGGUGGAAAACAUGCUAUAUCCAAAGCUCAUCUCUUUGAACUCAGCCCAUUUCGACUUCCAGGGCUGCAAUUUCUCAGAGAAGAACAUGUAUGCCCGAGACCGUCGGGAUGGCCAGUCUAAAGAGGGAAGCGGCCGCGUGGCAAUCUACAAAGCCUCAGGGAUAAUCCACAGCUACACACUUGAAUGCAACUACAACACUGGACGCUCAGUCAACAGCAUCCCUGCCGCCUGCCAUGACAACGGGCGCGCCAGCCCUCCUCCCCCACCAGCCUUCCCCUCCAGAUACACCGUGGAACUAUUUGAACAGGUGGGACGAGCUAUGGCCAUUGCAGCUCUGGACAUGGCAGAGUGUAACCCAUGGCCCCGGAUCGUGUUGUCAGAACACAGCAGCCUCACCAACCUCCGGGCCUGGAUGCUGAAACACGUGCGUAACAGCCGUGGCUUGAGCAGCACUGUGAAUGUGGGUGCCAGCAAGAAGAGGGUCUCUAGAACUCCAACCAAAAGUAACAAUGGAUUGCCUGUUUCCUGCUCUGAAAACACCUUGAGCCGGACGCGAAGUUUUAGCACCAGCACAAGUGCUGGUGGUAGCAGCACCAGCCAACAAAACUCUCCACAGAUGAAGAACUCCCCCAGCUUUCCUUUUCAUGGCACUCGGCCUGCCGGGCUGCCAGUCCUGGGCUCUAGCACCCAAAAGGUCAACCGGGUGCUGGGCCCUGUCAGAGAGCCCAGAAACCAAGACAGAAGGCGGCGGCAGCAGCCACUGAGCCAUCGCCCCACUGCAAGUAGCCUGGCCCCAUCCCCAACUCCUGUUAGUUCCGGCCCAGGCUCUUCACGCAACCUGGGCUCCUGCCUCCUUCCCAGUUCACUCAGCAUAUCAGGAAACAGUUCCUUCUUAUCCUCGGGGGACAAGCCAGAGGCUGUCAUGGUGAUUGGGAAAGGUCUGCUAGGGGCUGGAGCUCGGAUCCCUUGCAUCAGGACACGACUGCAGGCUAGGCCCAGGCUGGGCCGGGGCUCCCCGCCGCCUCGCAGAGGGAUGAGAGGCUCCUCAGGCCCCCCAUCUCCUGCACCCCGGACCAGGGAGAGCAGUGAGCCGGAACCCCGCUCUGCUACACCAGGGCUGCCUCAAGCCAGGCCCCCCCGGCCCCGCUCUGCCCCUGCCUUUGCUAUUUCUUGUAGCCUCUCUGACUCCCCAUCCAGGACUUGCCACAGCGGGGGUCCCCUGGGCCAACCUGAGGUUUGUUUUGCUCCUAAAUCCCCUCCACUCACUGUUUCUCCCCGGGUCUGAUGAUGCCUUUACUUCCAUAGGCAGGGCACAGCCCCGAUGAGGGAACACGGUGGGAAAUAUGCUAGUCCCUUCCUCAGCUUCUGGUUCCACUCCUUGGGAUACCCAAGGCACUGCAGACAGGACAGCUAGGGACCUGUCACCCUCUCCCUCCCUCCACGGCACAAGAUUUUGGGACCACAAAAAUACAGAACUAUAUUUUUAUAUUGGAGGGACACUGGGGAAGAAGCAGGGAAAAAAAAGGCAGCCCCUAAUACUGGGCCCUAUUCAAGUGGCAGCUUCCUGUUCCAUAGGGUUAAGGAAGACUUUGAGGAAAUAAAGUUGUUUGGAAAAA
Molecule: messenger RNA, 3186 nt
Organism: Ochotona princeps (American pika)
Lineage: Eukaryota; Metazoa; Chordata; Mammalia; Lagomorpha; Ochotonidae
Gene: AGBL5
Product: AGBL carboxypeptidase 5
Exons: 15
Coding region: 204-2855 (883 amino acids)
Biological process (GO): proteolysis; protein deglutamylation
Molecular function (GO): zinc ion binding; metallocarboxypeptidase activity
Source: RefSeq, a predicted model, not a curated record